This is a messenger RNA of Orycteropus afer afer, 2490 nucleotides long. It is a transcript of the gene HLTF, whose product is annotated as helicase like transcription factor. Gene Ontology annotation, molecular function: ATP-dependent chromatin remodeler activity; ATP binding; hydrolase activity, acting on acid anhydrides, in phosphorus-containing anhydrides. The record is from RefSeq and is a predicted model, not a curated record. Bases 1 to 2490 code for a protein of 829 amino acids. NCBI's taxonomy places the organism in Eukaryota, Metazoa, Chordata, Mammalia, Tubulidentata, Orycteropodidae. The transcript is spliced from 21 exons.
AUGUCCUGGAUGUUCAAGAGAGAUCCUGUUUGGAAGUACUUGCAGACUGUCCAAUAUGGAGCCCAUGGAAAUUUUUCACGCCUUUCAUAUCCUACUUUCUUUCCCCGUUUUGAAUUCCAAGAUGUUAUCCCUCCAGAUGACUUCGUAACUAAUGAUGAAGACCUAGAUUCCGUUUUAUUUGGAACUUUAAGAGGUCAUGUGGUUGGACUGCGCUAUUACACAGGAGUAGUUAAUAAUAACGAAAUGGUUGCUUUACAACGAGAACCUAAUAACCCUUACGAUAAGAAUGCGAUUAAAGUAAACAAUGUGAAUGGAAAUCAAGUUGGCCACAUAAAGAAGGAUCUUGCGGCUGCUUUGGCAUCUAUCAUGGACAGCAAGUUGGCACAAGUUGAAGGGGUAGUUCCUUUUGGUGCAAACAAUGCUUUUACUAUGCCUCUGCAUAUGGCUUUUUGGGGAAAAGAAGAAAAUAGAAAAGCAGUUUUAGAUCAUUUGAAGAAACAUGGAUUUAAAUUGCUUCCUCCACCUAAAACUUUAGGAUUCAGUUUGGAAAGUGGUUGGGGUUCUGGAAGAGCUGGACCAAGCUAUAGCAUGCCAGUUCAUGCUGCAGUGCAGAUGACAACUGAACAGCUUAAAACAGAAUUUGACAAAUUGUUUGAAGAUUUAAAAGAAGAUGAUAAAACUCAAGAAAUGGAACCAGCUGAGGCUGUUGAAACACCUUUACUUCCACAUCAAAAACAAGCUCUAGCUUGGAUGGUUUCACGGGAAAACAGUAAAGAACUUCCACCAUUCUGGGAACAGCGAAGUGAUUUAUACUAUAACACAAUAACAAAUUUUUCUGAGAAGGAUCGACCAGAAAAUGUCCAUGGAGGAAUUUUAGCUGAUGAUAUGGGCUUGGAAUGUAAUGUUAACAGUGAAUCUGUGGAACUUGAAGGAAACAUUACCAGUGAAAAAGCAGAUGGACUAAUCAAAGAAGGAUCUAGAUGUAGCACAGAACCCAGUAUUUCAGAUGUCCAGGAAAAGAAUAAAUACCCCAUGUCAGAGUUUUCUAGCCCCCGCCCCAAAAGGAGAAAAACUGUUGACAAGUAUAUCGAAAGCAGUGAUUCAGAAGAAUUUGAAACAAAUGAAUUACCACAGAAAACAAAAGGCAAACUGAAAAAUGUAAAGUCAGAGGCUAAAAACAGGGGAAAAGGAUCUUCCAAGCUCAAAGAGGAUCCAGAGUUCAUGUGUGCACUUACUUCACCUACCACUACAACAAAAAAGAAAAUGUUGAAAAAGGGAGCAUCUGCAGUGGAGGAUUCAAAGAAAACUGAUCUUGAAGAGAAACCAAGAACAACAUUGAUCAUCUGUCCACUUUCUGUUUUAAGUAACUGGAUUGACCAGUUUGGACAACAUAUAAAAUCAGACGUGCACUUGAAUUUUUAUGUUUAUUAUGGUCCUGAUCGUAUUAGAGACCCCACUUUGCUUUCAAAACAGGAUAUUGUUUUGACCACAUACAAUAUUUUAACUCAUGAUUAUGGGACUAAAGGAGAUAGUCCAUUACAUAGCAUAAGAUGGCUUAGAGUCAUCCUGGAUGAAGGACAUGCCAUACGAAAUCCAAAUGCUCAGCAGACAAAAGCUGUACUUGAUUUAGAAGCAGAAAGAAGAUGGGUAUUGACAGGAAGUGACACACCUGAAGAACUGCGAAAGAAAUUAGUAAGGAAGAUGAAGUUAAUUCUGAGCUCAGGCUCAGAUGAAGAAUGUGCAAUUUGCUUGGAUUCUUUAACAGUUCCUGUGAUAACACAUUGUGCACACGUAUUUUGUAAACCUUGUAUUUGCCAAGUCAUUCAGAAUGAGCAGCCUAAUGCUAAAUGCCCCUUAUGCAGAAAUAAUAUAGAUGGAAGCAAUUUAUUGGAAUGUCCUCCAGAAGAACUGGCAUCCAUCACUGAGAAAAAGACUAGUAUGGAAUGGACAUCCAGUUCAAAGAUUAAUGCCUUAAUGCAUGCAUUGAUUGACUUAAGAACGAAGAAUCCUAAUAUAAAAAGUUUAGUUGUUUCUCAGUUUACAACGUUCCUCUCUCUAAUAGAAACACCACUUAAAGCUUCUGGAUUUGUGUUUACACGUUUGGAUGGUUCUAUGUCCCAAAAGAAAAGAGUUGAAUCAAUUCAGUGUUUUCAAAAUACUGAAGCAGGAUCUCCAACUAUAAUGCUUCUGUCUUUAAAAGCAGGUGGAGUUGGUUUGAAUCUUUCUGCAGCUUCUCGAGUGUUUUUAAUGGAUCCAGCCUGGAAUCCUGCUGCUGAAGACCAGUGCUUUGACAGAUGCCAUAGACUUGGCCAGAAGCAAGAAGUUAUCAUCACAAAAUUCAUUGUAAAGGACUCUGUUGAAGAAAAUAUGCUGAAAAUACAAAACACAAAGCGAGAACUUGCAGCUGGAGCUUUUGGAACUAAAAAAACAAAUGCUAAUGAAAUGAAACAAGCUAAAAUUGAUGAAAUCAAAACUUUAAUUGAUUUAUAA